AUGGUAGCGAAUAACAGGCAGCUUCAAAGAUGCGGCAAAAGACUUCCCAGAUACUGUGAUAUCAACAACGAUAGGAAAAUCAGUAUGACAGAAUGGUUCAGUUGUCUGAAUGCACAACGAUCUGCAACAGGUGAUUAUUUGAAUUGAUUCGUUCGUAUAAUUUUACAAUCAGAGUUAUAUGAUUUUCUUUUUUUCAAAUUGAAAAUUUUAUACAAUUUCAGCCGAGAACACGGAAAAAACAUCAACGAGCAAACCGAAGAGAACAGGUCCGAAUCCCUUGGAUCAGUUUCUUAAGAACGACGAUGACUGA
Molecule: messenger RNA, 310 nt
Organism: Heterotrigona itama
Lineage: Eukaryota; Metazoa; Arthropoda; Insecta; Hymenoptera; Apidae
Source: the annotation of a GenBank genome assembly